AUGCUCUGCGGACGCUGCACAUCCAUCUUCGGUGACAACGCUCUCGACCACUGGCUAUCGAAAACAUCAAUCAGGAUCGGAUUCGUGGUCGUAUCCGGCGAGAAAUGGCUCGAACACCACCUCACAGCACCCGCACUGCGAGAGGCAGCCGCUGCCGGCUGUUUCAUCUGCUCCGGCACACUGCACAGAUUCCCAGACCUUGACCAAGGCACCAUCUACACGAUGUCGGUCCUCACCACAAGACAGGCUUUCAACAGGCUGGAGGUUAUGCCCCUAGGGAUGAAAGAUCGAAGCAGAGUAGCGAUGUUCCAUUUGGAGCGUGUGAAUGAAGCGUCAAAAGUGUUCGAGUUGAGCAAUUUGUCCUUGAUGGAACCUACCACUGGCGGACGCCACUGUCUCGAUCUUGCAAAGUAUUGGUUGGAUGAAUGUUGUGGUCAACAUCAAAGUUGUCGAGUCAGCAGGACCCCUGAGCAAUACCCGACGAGACUGCUUGUGAUAGACGGCAAUCGAGUUAGGUUGGUGAAGACGAGAGAUGAGAUGCCCGAAGGACCCUUCGCUACACUCAGUCACUGCUGGGGCACCCAUCCGAUCGACGUCCUCACACCGAGCAACAUCAACGAAUUCAUGGUCGGAAGACCCAUCCAAGAGCUACCACCUUCAUUCAGAGACUUCUGCGAGGUCUGCCAACAUCUUGGCAUUCGAUACGUGUGGAUCGACAGUUUUUGCAUCUUGCAAGGGUCCUCACCGGAGAGUGUCCAGGAUUGGGAGCGGGAAUCGCUUCUCAUGGAGACCGUCUAUGCCAACAGUCUGCUCAACAUCGGCGCUUCCCACGCAUCAUCCUCGCAAGAAGGCUGUUUCCAGCCCCGAUCUGAAUUCAUUCGAACGCACUUUCUGCAUUGGAAGGCGGCCAAGAAUGAGCCCAGUCAGAUGUAUGCUCUGACCGACUUCUACCGGGACCGGAACACCGCAUUCAAUAACCUGCAUCUCUUUUCUCGAGCCUGGGUCGUGCAGGAGCGAUUACUGUCGCCUCGAAUGCUGCACUACGGGAAAGACCAGUUGUGGUGGCAGUGCGCGGAAGCACCGCUCUUGUGUGAGCAGUACCCCGGUUCCGGCUGGAAACUCACAUGCCCUUCAAUCAAUAGCUUGCGUCCGGCCGGACUUGAAGAGUAUCAGGGCAAUCUGAACGAGCUUUGGAACGGCAUUAUGACCGUGUACUCAGGAUGCGGUCUGACAAAGCCGCAAACAGACAAACCGCGUGCCAUUCAAGGUAUCGGCAACAGGAUCGCCAGACUCACUGGGGAUGACUUCGUUGAAGGAUUCUUUUGGCGCCAGCUGCCUAAAGCCUUGUGUUGGCAGGUAACUUACGAGGCAAGACAACUGGGCCGUGCGAGCGAGUAUCGCGCCCCAAGCUGGAGUUGGGUCUCGAUGGAUUGCCAGCUUUACUUCGACGAAUCAAUGAAUCGCUCUAAGGCUGGCGAACUCCUCGCCGCGGUGGUAUGCCGUGGCGAGAACGAGGGCCGGCGCUUUCUGGCUUGUGUUGGCAAACUCCUGCCCUUGACUUGGUCUUCGAGAGAAAGCGGUUCACAAGUGAGGCUCCAGAUCGCAGGUCUCGAAGGAACACUGUCUUGUCCCCUUGAUGAACCCGAUGUGCCAGAAGCAGUCAUUCGAAAGAUGGAUCUGGCAUUCUUCUCAAUAUUCCUGGAAAUUGACGAGGAGCCGAGACGAAUAUCAUUCGUGGUAGGGAUCGUCUUGUCUAAAUGCGAGGGUGGGACGUGGUGCAGAAUAGGGAUGAGCUUCUCAGGCACUUAUAAGUACGAGAAGGUCAUUCAACGGCUGCAGACCACCAAGAGCACCGUGGUUGUCUUAGUCUAG
Zasmidium cellare ATCC 36951 is the source of this 1872-nucleotide messenger RNA. RefSeq lists its product as uncharacterized. The record is from RefSeq and is a predicted model, not a curated record. The transcript has a single exon. The coding region runs from base 1 to 1872 and encodes 623 amino acids. Lineage: Eukaryota; Fungi; Ascomycota; Dothideomycetes; Mycosphaerellales; Mycosphaerellaceae.